AUGUUGAGACCCGGCAAAUUCCAUGUACCAACGCUAAUGUCGGCGUUCUCAAGAGGUCUCCUUUUGCGGCACCAAUGUGCAUUCAAAGUCCCUCGAGCAGUCCAGUUCUUCCCAGCAAAGACCUGCCAACAUCCUCGAUUGUUCUCUUCCAGCAAGAUACUGCGAGCUGCAAAGAAAACACAUACAUCUCAAACGGCCAGGAAGAUCAUUCAAAAGCAGCCCUCUCUGACUCCAAUCACCCCCAUAAAAGGCCCAACGCCAGCUUCACACACGGUCUACCAAACCUAUGCCUCCCAACUCGCCCAGAAGUCGCACCCUACACUUCUUUAUCAAGCACCCUCCCAUACAGCCUACAUGAUUGCGUGUUAUGGGACCGCCGGGUUUUGCUUUACCUAUGCUACCAUAUCGUUCUGGAGUAAUUACAUCAUGGCUCCUCCCGACAUCUCGAAAUGGGUUCCAAUCGCAUUUGGAGGAAUCAGUUUUCUGAUGGCAGCACUGGGGGGAUGGCUGAUUCUCGGACCGGCCAGGCUAGUGAGAUCGAUUUCAGCUAUUCCUAGGAGUGUUAGCGUCGCUCAAAAGACAUUGUCCAAGAAGGCGACUGUGCCCGAACUGCAAAUCGAAAUCGAGUUGAAGAAGAUGCUUCCCAUUCCCUUCUUCCCGGCGCGAAAGAUUUACGUCAAGGCGAAUGAGGUCGAGCUGCCGUGCAGAUUCGUUCCACUGGACAAGAAGCUCAGCAUAGAGGAGCAGAAGCAGAUCCAGCGACAGAAGGCGUUAGAGAAGGAGCAAUUGGAGGAGCACUAUAGAAAGCACUUUUUGACCUUUCCACUUCGACGUAUGGGCACAGCGAUGAGCAAGGGCGCGUUUGCGAUGUUUAUCGCGAUGAAGAGAAUUUGGACGAGGGAUGGAAUGAUGAUGGUCGAGGUCAAGGGUCAGUACUACAAGGUCGAUGUCUCGUCUGGCUGGGCACUGGACAGUGGAAAGGCUCUUGACAAGCUUGUCAGAAUCAAAACUGGCUUGCCACCGGAAAUUUAA
This is a messenger RNA of Drepanopeziza brunnea f. sp. 'multigermtubi' MB_m1, 1032 nucleotides long. The record is from RefSeq and is a predicted model, not a curated record. Lineage: Eukaryota; Fungi; Ascomycota; Leotiomycetes; Helotiales; Drepanopezizaceae.